CCUGCUGUUGCGAGUUUUAAGUUCUAGUGGAGGGGGUGUGGGGAUAUAGAUUGUUGAAUAGGUGUAUGAGGUGUCCAAAAGUCUUAGUGCCGUUUUAAGCUCUAAUGUUUAAGACUGCACCAAAACUUUUGGGACUGCCUGUAUACAAGAUCCCUAUAAAGUAGAUAGAAGAUAAUCUUCAAGGGAACAUCCUGAAGGACCAGGGAAAGCCUCCCGCUGAAGGUGCCAUUGGAGCCGUCUUAAAGGAAACCAGGGAUCCCAAAAAUCUGAGGAGAGCAUUACAGGUAUGAGGGACAGCCAGUGCAAAAAAAAAAAAAGCCCGAAGUCAGGAGAUGGAGUGAUUUGUGUGAGGAAUAGCAAAUAGAUGGGCAUAGCUGGACUGUGUGAAGGGCAGCAAUGUAUAAAAAACUGGAAAGGUGGUAAGGGGCCUGGUUGUGACAGGUUUUGAAUGGCAAACAGAAGCAUACAUUUUAUCCUAGAGGUAAUCGGAAGCCAGUGGAGUUUGGAGUGGGGAGGUUGACACAGCCAGAGAAGUACUGGCUGGAAUGUCAUUGCCAAAGUGGAGGUCUGGAGAUGCUGAAAGGUUUCCUGGAGGAGUUCGUAUUUGAGUUGUACUUUAGAAAGGAGGGGCUGGCUGGGUGAGCAGAGACGGAACUGGAACACUAGGCUGCUGCCGCUGCUGCUGGUGGUGGAGGGAUUUGGAAAUGAAUCCUCCAGCCUGAAGGGUAAGAAAGAGGACCGUAUGGCUCCGUGCGAUGCCUUCCUCCAAAUCCUCAGAGCCCAGGCCCGUUCAUUCCACAGGCUCAGUUGCUGGGAGCUGGGCAGGAUUGGCCUGGGCUCACCUACGUUCUGGCUAGGAACCUUGUGACGCCUGCGCACAAGACGCUAAGAACUACAUUAUCUAGGAUUCCCGGGACAGACCAUUCAGCUCCUUGACUCCCAGCGAUCUCUGCGGUCUUGAGUGCCCCUCCCGUGGGCUGGAGCGGAGACAGUUCUUACUGCAGACUAAGGAGGGGCUGUUUUAACCUUAUCACACGCCCCCAGCAGAGAGCAAAGAACAGCUCCUUUGUUUCGAGGAAGGACUCGCUCGUAGGUCUAGAAGGAAGCACUGGCUGGGGGGUGGGGGAACCGGGAGUGACGUAGGUUAUGGGAAAACGCGAGAUCCCCAUAAAACCGUGGAUUUUUUUUAGAAAAAUAAUUGUUCCCGUUGCUAUAGUGCUCUAUGGCUUACAAAGAGCUUUCCCCACAUCUUUCCAGAAGGACACGCCAGGAUUAUUAGACCCAGGCGUGCUUCUUUGUGGAACUGCAGCAAGUUCAGCUCUGCUAUGAUUUAGGGCAAAGAGGACAACAGAAAUCAGCAUUAGUUUCACCUGUGGUCUGGCUACCAUGCAUCGGGGCCAUGUUGUUAGCCAAGGACCUCUCAGCCUAGCACAUGUGUGGCAACAGCCUCCCCGCCUUCUCAUUGUGGAUGCUGCAUGUCCCUCAUGGGCCAGGGUCUGCUCCAAUCUCUGUGAGGCUCUGCAGAAUUUCUUCUCUCUAGCCUGCAGCCUGGAAGGCCCUACCCGAGUGCCCUUGUUCAGCAUGUAUGUGGUCCAGAGUCGACAUGAGUGCAUCCUUCCUUUUGUGCAGGUGAAAGGGAACUUUGUCCGGCUGCAGGCCUGCAUCUCUGAGUUGCGCCUGGUGCCAAGAGAAGGGAUUUGCCAACAGAAAUCUUGUCUGAAUCUGGCGGUGCAGGAUGGGCUCCAGCAGUUCAAACAGCACAGCAGACACACGAUGGUGAGCGCGGCUCCAAGCAGCCCUUCAGUGGAGAUUACAGUUCUGACUUGCCAGCCUGGAAAAGACAUUGUUAAACAGCUGGAGGGAGAGUUACAAAACACAGACAUGGUGAGCCUCCGGAGACUGCAAGUCACCGAGAUCUCAAAGGGAGAUGGGCCGGAGUCAGUGGACUCCCUGUGGCCCAGCGAAGCCCCUGCUGAAGAGCUUAGCACUGAGGAGUGUUCCAUCCUGGGCACUGACAUUGAACUUCAGGUCAUCGAAAAUGACACUGUGAGCAUAGAGAGUUUCUUCAAAGCUUGGCUGCAAGACAGUGGGACAGACCAAGAGCAUCUCCACCUCCUUCUUCCUUCACGGUGUUUCAGCAGCUUCUCCAGUGCCAGAUCAGAACCAAUGUGUUUGAAAUGUGAUCUCCAAGAGCGGCUUCUUAACCCAGCCCUCCUCCCUGGCACAGCAGAGAGCCCCGGAGGAGACUUCAGCUACCAGAUGGCCCCCCAAUCAGCAGCGUCACGUUACAGACUCCGGGUGAUCAAGGCUCUAGAAUCCAGUGGGGUCUGCGAGUCAGUGACAUAUGGACUGCCAUUCAUCAUCAGGCCAACAAGUUGUUGGCAGCUGGACUGGGAUGAGCUAGAGACAAACCAGCAACGUUUCCAUGCUUUGUGUCACAGCCUGCAGAAAAGACAGUGGCUGCUAUUGGCCAAAGGAGAGCCUCCAAGCCCAGGACCCAGCCAGAAUGGUCCCGCCAGCACCUUCUACAUCAUCUUCCCAUCCAGUUCUCUCACAAUGCUCGUCAAGGCAGUAGCCACAUGUGAGCUGUUGCUGCCCAACUCCUUCCCUAUGCCCCCUGAGGACCCACCUGAGGACAUCCUUAGGAGUAUGGAGAACACUUUGGAUGGCUUAGAGGUGGCAUCCACCUAUAAUCCCCUGCAGAUCAAGAGUUGUCUAUAUGAACACCUGAGAAGCAUCUUGUCCAAGCCCCAGGGGCCACUCAGUUCAGGUCGGGAGCUCCGCCCCCCCAGACAGGUUGGAAGACUACACCCACAGCGAGCCCGAGCUACAGUGCCCCCUCUGCCCCUGGUGCCAAGCCUGCCUCCUUCAAGGGCCCCCAAAAUGCCAGCAGCUAAAAAGGCAUCCUCAGAGCCUGUGCUAUUGCUUUCAGAUGAUGAAGAACAACUUUUCUGAGAGACACAGAUUGAUUCAGCCCCACUCACAGCCUGCUCAUCCUCCUCCUACAUGAAGACUGGAGGCAAGGGGGGAUCCGUCUCCUGCUUCUCUGUCCCACUAUAUUUGGGAUGUUAGCUUAGGGCUAGGAUUGUUUCAAUAGCUAGAGGUGACAGGAACCCUACCCUGGUAUGACGCUGUGUCGCCUCUCACAGAUGCACACCAGGUACACUGCCCCCUUCCAGCAGAGUGCCAAUGAGUGUACUUGUAUCACUAGGGCUCAUUUCAACAAUAACCUUGUUACCAUUCCAAGCUUUCUCUUCCCAUUCAAUAAAAAGCAGCUUU
Molecule: messenger RNA, 3279 nt
Organism: Phascolarctos cinereus (koala)
Lineage: Eukaryota; Metazoa; Chordata; Mammalia; Diprotodontia; Phascolarctidae
Source: RefSeq, a predicted model, not a curated record